Melitaea cinxia (Glanville fritillary) is the source of this 2192-nucleotide messenger RNA. RefSeq names its product E3 ubiquitin-protein ligase synoviolin (gene sip3). Lineage: Eukaryota; Metazoa; Arthropoda; Insecta; Lepidoptera; Nymphalidae. Gene Ontology annotation, cellular component: cytoplasm. The transcript has 11 exons. The record is from RefSeq and is a predicted model, not a curated record. The coding region runs from base 1 to 1614 and encodes 537 amino acids.
AUGAAGGCUUUAGUAGCGACUGUAAUCAGUCUAGCACUAACGACUGUGGUAAUAGGCAAUGCUUAUUACCAGAAGAAACAGUUUUAUCCCUCUGUAGUUUACCUCACCAACUCCAACCCUAGUAUGGCUGUCAUGUAUCUGCAAGCUUUCAUACUGGUACUGUUGUUGGGUAAAAUAUUAAGAAGGAUCUUCUUUGGCCAACUUCGACCUGCUGAAUUUGAGCACUUAAUUGAACGCUCCUGGUAUGCCAUAACAGAGACUUGUUUGGCGUUUACGGUGUUCCGAGAUGACUUCAAUCCUAAAUUCAUAGCUCUGUUUACCCUCUUGCUGUUCCUGAAAGCUUUUCAUUGGCUAGCUGAAGAUAGAGUUGACUAUAUGGAGAGGAGUCCCGUAAUUGGAUGGUUAUUCCAUGUUAGGAUCCUGAGCCUGUUGAUGCUUUUAGCUCAUGCUGACUUGUACUUCAUACACCACGCAUAUGCCUUCACUGCAACUAAGGGCCCCUCAGUACAAUUGGUCUUUGGUUUUGAAUACAGCAUAUUAAUUAUCAUGAUUGUGAAUAUAUUGAUUAAGUAUGUCCUGCACGCCAUCGAUUCACGCUGGGAGGCCCCAUGGGAGAGCAAGGCGGCAGUGCUACUCUACACCGAGCUGGCCAUCAACUUUCUCAAAGUUCUGCUCUACGUUGGUUUCGUAGCGGUCAUGGUCCGAAUUUAUACACUGCCUUUGUUCGCUUUCCGACCCAUGUAUGAGACUAUGAGGAGCUUCAAGAAGGCGUACAACGACGUGGUGCUGUCGCGGCGCGCCAUCCGCAACAUGAACACGCUGUACCCGGACGCGACGCCCGCCGAGCUGGCCGCCGCCGACAACGAGUGCAUCAUCUGCCGCGAGGAGAUGCACAGCGGUGCAAAGAAGCUCCCGUGCAACCACAUAUUCCACGCGGCGUGCCUGCGGCUGUGGUUCCAGCGGCAGCAGACGUGCCCCACGUGCCGCCUGAACGUGCUGCGCGCGCCCGAGCCCGCCCCCGCGCCCGCCCCCGGGCCCGCGCCCCCGCCCAACAACGCGCACGCGCCCGCGGCUCCGCCCCCGCCGACUGCGCCCGCGCCUCCGCCCCCGCCCUUCCCCAACAUGCCGCCGCCGCCCCCGCUGCUGGGCUGGGGCCUGCCGCCGCCGCCGCCGCGGCCCGCCGCGCUGGCCAGCCUGGGCGCCGCCGAGCUGCGCCGCCUCGAGGGCAGCGAGCGCCGCAGCGUGCAGGCGCGCCUGCAGCUUCUCCGUGAAAUUCAAGCGAUGUUAGACGCGUCAGUGCUCCUCAUGCAACAAUAUUCUAACGUUGUCUCCAACCUGCCUUUGAAUUGUCAUAACGUCGCCACCCAGACAGAUAUAAAUCAGACCGACCCAGCCCCAGAGGUAUCGCCGGUGCAAGUGAAGACCGAGCCAGACGUGGUACCCAGCACUUCAACAUACACGCCGAUGCCGGGACCCUCGACGAGCAAGGAUAAUUUUAAUGUUUCGAGUGAGACUCCCGAGACGACAAAUACUGAUGCUUUUAGAGAAACCCUUGAUGCCGAUGCAGAAGAGCUUAGAAGACGACGAUUACAGAAAUUUACAGCAGAGAAAUGAGACCUUUCUUGAGAACCUUUGUAUUUUAUAGUUAUGGGCACGGAUUUUGAGUGCUGACCUUCAACCUGCGACAAAUGAAUUUUUGGGGUCUCUUUGAUUGUAUGAAGUGAGACACAGGGGCGACAUAAUCAUAUUGUCUUGCAAUUAUAUUGGUCAGUCGCACUUCACGCAUAAUCGAUCCUGCGCUUUUCGUGAUUCAUUCCUUUCUCUUGCUAUAGGUGCAAAAACUUUUUUUAUUAAUUAGUGGUUUGAUAAAACCCUAUUAUUUUCUUGCCUUAUGACUUUAAUUAUGUCGAAUUGGCUACCACUAAUACUUAAAAUUUUAUUUUUUGUACUAUUGGAACCUAUUUACUUUUAUUUUUCAAUUUAUUUUCCUUUCAUACAUAAAUUAAAAAAUGGAUUAUUCGCUAAAAUAUUUGCGAUUACUGCACGGUGUGCAAUCGCUGUCGCUGUCGCUGAGCGCUCAAGAUCCGUGCCGUUAACUAAACCUGAUAUUUAUAUUUAAUGUACAAAGUGUUUUGGUAUGUGCAAGCAUUGUGUAUUUUAAUCAGAAAUAAAUGUAUUUGUGUUCUUGUAAA